UCAAUUGUUAAAAAAAUGACCAAAAUAAACAAAACGCCUCUAAAACAAUGCGAAACAGAUAUAAAAAAUACAACUUUAACACCAGUGCGAUACCUGGACAGCCCUUGCCAGCAAUCUCCUACAAGUCACGAUGCAACUUUGGCCACCUGCAAAACGCGACUGGAAACGUUGGUGAAACAACUCCAGGAUAACUAUGCCAAAUGGCAGCUAGCACAGCAGCGCGGCACCGCCAUCUGCUAUGCCAUCGAGGCCAAGAAGACCAAGUGCCUGGAGAAAAGCGAGGGUGAUGACGGCAGUGGCUCUGCCUAUCCAGAUGAUCUUUUGUUGCCCUGCAAAAAGUUGGCCAUUAUUGCUUCAAUCUUUGGCGACAUUGCCAACAGCACACGCGAAACACUGAGGCAGCUGCGUGGGCUAACAAAACUGCCUGGAGCGGCUGCAGACACAAUAUUCUAUCGCUCCUGGCGGCUGCCGCAGUUUGUGGCCUUUACAGUGGAACUGGCGGAGCGGUACGAACAGGAGGCGCUGGUCAAGACACAGGUGGCAGAGAACAUUGCGCACUGCACGAGGAGAAGCGAACUGAUAGAGCACACAAGCCUCUGGGAGUAUCCCGAGCAUGUCGAUGCCUACGUUAAAUUGGGAUUUCUGCUGCUGGCCGAGGAAGUUACUUUAAAAUAAUUAAAUAUAGGGAGUUUUCCAUACACAAUUGUAUAUAAUUAAAGUUCAUACUUUUCUUCUUAAUUAUAAAAACUUACGAAAU
This is a messenger RNA of Drosophila guanche, 757 nucleotides long. RefSeq lists its product as uncharacterized. The record is from RefSeq and is a predicted model, not a curated record. The transcript is spliced from 3 exons. NCBI's taxonomy places the organism in Eukaryota, Metazoa, Arthropoda, Insecta, Diptera, Drosophilidae. Bases 16 to 675 code for a protein of 219 amino acids.